Angiostrongylus costaricensis is the source of this 1065-nucleotide messenger RNA. The record is from the annotation of a GenBank genome assembly. Lineage: Eukaryota; Metazoa; Nematoda; Chromadorea; Rhabditida; Metastrongylidae.
AUGAUUCGAUUGGACGUCCUUCGUCUCAAGAGGAAAGGUCGACAGUCAGUGGUUUCUGAAAAGGUGGUUAUUCCUGGUUUUCUGAAGAGCGCUGUCGAUAUUGUAAAGUCCUUUAACAAGGCGGGUAAUUCACGAAUUCUUAGUCCACGGUUGGUACCAUUGCUUCCUGACAAGGCUUCGUCUAAUGGUUUUCUUUCACCAGCUCUUUUUCCACUAUACAAGGAUGACACAGAACCUCAGAUCCUACCGAUACCAAAAGUGAUAAUGGAGCUGUCUGGAGCACGUGAGACCGUAGAAAAUGCGAUGAAGGUGUUGGAUAACUUGAGCGCACUUGGAGUCGGGGAAGAGUUAUUGAGAGUCAGCGAUGAGAUUUCCGAUAGCUUCGAAAGUCUUCGCUCGUCAUUUAGCAAUGAUCAGUCGGACGAUCUGAAGCAAAGAGGAUUCACAUUCAUGAGAGUCGACCAAAUGAAGAAACUGCAUAAAGAACAAGGACUCAAGGAGCCACAAAUCGAUGCGCAGACUGAGAAAUACGGUAGAUUAUCAAAGAGCGAACGAGAGAAGGCUCUCUGGGAAACCAUCGCCGAAAUAGCCGGGCUACGACAUCGGCGGUCAAAACGGCAAAUUCGACCAGUAACCGUCCUAUCUCCUUUAGUGCUCAGUCCGUAUCAGUUUGCUCCAGUGUUUGGUUUUACGAUACUUGGGCCAGUGGUGUUAUCGCCAAACAUCUUUUCACCACUUAUUCUUAAUCCGUCGGUGCUAGGGCCUUGGGUUCUUUCACCAUCGUUUCCGUUACCGUUUAUUCUUUCACCGUAUCUUCUUUCUCCGUAUGUUCUUUCUCCACUUGUCAUGGCUCCGUUUGUUCUGUCACCAUACGUUCUAUCACCAAAUGUGAUUAAUCCCUACGUGCUAUCACCAGUGAUACUUAGCCCCACGGUGCUGUGUCCGGAUGUUUUGUCACCAAUGGUACUAAGUGGCCCGAUUUUGUCGCCAUCUGUUCUCUCACCAGGAGUGCUGUCAAAAAGUUUUGUAAUGGCAAGUGUACUUUCACCAACACUGCUAUCGUAA